AUGGACCAUUCUCCAAAUAGACCUUCAGUAUCUCCUUUAUCAAAAACCCGUAUGUAGUCAGAAUAGACACUCAAAUUAUAAGAUCUAAAGUAUAAGGAGAAACUAUUAUAAAUGGAUAAAAUAAAUGCAAGUAGCAGAUCUUUAUAAAAUUUUAGAAUUGCAAUCCUAAUUGGAUGAAACCCUUUUAGAAUUAGAAAAGGCAAAUAAGAAUCUGCAUCUUCAGAAUUAAAUGAAGGAAACCUAAGAUAAUGAAUAUCUGAGACUUUUGAAAGAAAAUGAAUUACUAAAGGGUGAUCUAUAAUUUAAGCUUUAAGAGAAUGAAUUGAAUAAGUAGAAGUUAGCCUAAUAAAAUAAAUAAUAUUAAUCAUCACUUGAAAAUCUAAAGUAAUAUAUAAACGUUUAAAUUUAGAGAAUAAUAUGAAUAGCUUUAACAGUCAUUGAUGAAUAAAUACAUUAUUGAAAUGAAUACAAAACUAUAAGAUCAAAAACAAUAAUAUGAUACAUUUAGCAAAUUGUAGACUGAAAGAAUGAAAGAAAAUGAACAUAUGGAAAAAUAGUAUUAGGAAUAAAUAUUGGAUUAUAAAUAAUCAAUAUAAGAAUUCUAAAUUAAAGUAAAUGAAUAAAAAUAAUAAAUUGAAACAUUUCAAAAAUAAUCUUAUAUAGAUAAGUAAAUGAUAGCUGAUAAAGAAUUAUAAGAGUAGCUUCUUUUAAAAAAAGUAGAAUAACUUCAAAUAGAACUAAGCAGAUUAACAACUGAUAUAGAUAUUUCAAAAGAGAAAUAUUUAAGAUUAGAAAAACAAUAUGAAUAAAACAUUACCAAUAUAGUAUAAAGUAAAGAUUAACAAGCAGAAGAGUAAACAAGUAAAUUAUAUUAAUAACAUGAAUAAUCCAUUCAAAAUUUGACAUUACAAAAUCAAGAUAUUUGGAAACAAUUAUAAGAAUAGAAAUCAAUUAAUUAAGUUUAAUAGAAAGAAAUUACAAGAUUAUUACAUACUAAUUAAUAACAAGGUUAAGAUUUAAUUGAAAAAGACAAAAAACUAAAAGAUUUAUCAUUAAAUACAAACUAAUCAUCUGAAUAAUGUAUUAUUCUUUAACAACGAUUACUUUAGAAUGAACAAGCAUUACAAUUAUAUAAAUCUUAAUUAGAUGAUUUUAAAUAAACUAGAGGUGACUUUGAAUAAAGGAUGAUGGAAAGAAGUAAAGGGAUAUUGAGAUAAAAAGAGUAAGAAUUUCAAUAGGCUCUAUAAAUGAAUGAAUAAAAGAUUGAUGAUUUAACUUAAGAAAUUGAAAGAAUGGAAAAUGAAUAUUAAAAUUAAAGUUUUAAAUAGUUACAAGAAAAAUUAAUGAGUGAAUCACAUGUUAAAUCAUUAUUAGUGAAAAUUGCUGGAAUUGAAGAAUAAAAUUCUACCUUAUUAUCAUAAUUAGAAGAAACAAGAUAAGAAUUAUUAUAAAGAUCAACUCUAUCUGAAAAUUUAAGUGUUUAAUUAAACAAAGAAAAAACUUAUAAUUAAACUACUCUAAGAAUUUAAAAGAAUCAGAUGUCUGAUUUAUAAUAAAAAUUAAAAGAAUAUUAAGUAGAAGUGGAUAGAUUAUCAUGUGAUGUUAGGGAAAGAGAUGAUAUUCUUGAAAACCAAAGGAUGUAAUUUAUUAAUGAGAAAAAUGAAUUAGAAUAAUAAAUCAAAAUUAUUUUUGAGAAGAUGUCUUAAUAAAGAUAAAGAAUACAAGAAUUAGAUGAUCAAAAUUAUUAAUAAUAAUGUUAAAUAUAAAAACUUACUAUAGAGAGAGAUAAAUUAGAUAAAGAUUUAAAAUCAUUAACAAGUACUACAAAUGAAUAAAUCAGAAAAUAAAAAGAGUAAAUAGAUAAUUGUAAUAAAUUAAUUGAAGAGAAUCAAUUAACUAUUCUUUAAAAUGAAGAACAAAUUUAAAAUAAUGAAACAUAGAUUGCAGAAUUAUAAAACUAACUAGAAGAAUAAUAUGCUUAAAAUUAACAAUUAACUAAAGAUGUAAAUGAAUUAAAUGAUGAAUUAGAAGAAACUAGAUAAGAUAGAGAAGCUAAAAUUUAAGAAAUGGAUUAAUGGAAAAGAUAAUUUAAAUAAAAUAAUGUUCCAUUGUCUGAUUAUGAUUAAGUCAAAAAAGAAGCUGAAUUAUAUAAAAAUAAAUCAAUGGAUUAAGAAUAACUUAUUAAUAAAUUAGAAACUUAAUAAUAAGCUAAUAAUAAAGAGAUUUAUCAUUUAUAAGGUGAAUUAUCAUAAUAUAAAUCUAAUUUAUAAGAAACUUAAUCAUAAUUAGUUAAUAAGAAAAAAGAAAAUGAUAAUAUGAGUACAGAAUUAGAAAAUUUAAAAAGAGAAUAACAAAGAACAUUAAAUUAAUUGAAAGAGAUUGAACAAAGAGAUUAAUAAAAUAGUGAAUUAGUCAUUAAAUAAAAGAAGGAAAUCUAAAGAUUGUAAAUAUUGAUAAAUUCAUUAAUAGAAAUGAUGAUUUGGAAACUAAAAAUAGAUAAUUAGGCAAUAUGGAAUAAUAAUUAAAUAAGAAGUUUGAUGAGGUAGCAACUAAAUAAAGAGAACUUGAAGAAUUAAAGAGAAAAUUUCAAUAAGAUGCUUUUGGAAAAAUGACUACAAGUCCAUCUUAAAAGUCUGUAAUGAUGGCAUCUUAAAAUGUAUUAAUUCUAAAUUAAAUUAGAUGGCUGCCAGAUCUACUGCUAAAGGAUUAACUACAAAAAUAUCAGAAUAAUAAAAUUGA
Paramecium pentaurelia is the source of this 2739-nucleotide messenger RNA. The record is from the annotation of a GenBank genome assembly. Lineage: Eukaryota; Ciliophora; Oligohymenophorea; Peniculida; Parameciidae.